AUGUUGGCAGCCCUCGCCUGAGAGAGGGUUCUCCGAAUCAAAGAUGGUGUGGGGCCCGUGCCAGUGAACUUGGUGCUGUCUGUGGGUUUAUCUGUUAUCCGGUCAUGACACCUGGUCGGCACAUCUGGAAACGGAGUUACGCGUUACUGGCAACUUACUGUUAAAAAAAGUGGAAGUUAGGGUUUUUUUUCCCUAACGAUAUUUUUUUGGGCAUAUUCACAAAAUGUCGCUAAUUCAGUGAUUUAUUCCUGGGACUUAAGGAUAUCUGAAAGUUGGACUCCUCACCGCUACUGCCCGCCAAAUAGGUUUUCUUCUGGAAAAACUACAAUGUAGACCGGUAGAAUGUUGUACCUGGUAGAAACGGGUACUCAGUACCACCCUCCACCAUUGGCCAAGUUCUUCCAUAGGUUCCCACAUGUCAAUAUAUCCCUUCAUCUUGUCAACUCCACCUUCGCACCAGACAGUGAGGUUUACCGGGAGUCCUUGGGGAUACUUGGUUCGAUACCAGCCUUAUGGUUGAUUAUCACUUUGUUCCUUCUCCUCAUCUACCUUUGUACAAGAUGCUGUGACAGGAAGCCUCGUCCAAAGCACAGCAUCGUCAUUCUUAAAUGGACACUCACGUUCUUCACAACACUAUGCUGUGGGACCGUUGGAGUUGGUCUUUAUGGGAACGAUGAUGUCCAUAAUGGGAUGAUGGAGCUGCUUACUGCGGGCCGCGCUAUUGAAGAUCUGAUAAGCAGUGUAAAAAAUCAAACUUCCACAAUUGACUCAACCCUAAAGCUGAAAGUUGAACAACUGUUAACGGAACUAGGCGAUGUAUUCGAUGAACCUGUCACUAAUCAAACAGCACGCGCUGUUCUUCUUAGUGUUUUGAACACUAUGACCACUAAUACUACAGCAGCGCUCGAAUCAUUAAAGGAAAUCGCUAAACCUUUAGAAAUUGUUUCAUUGGCUCCUGCGUUGAAACAACUCCAUCAAGCAGAAGCUAUAAGAUGGCCAGUUACCAUGACCAUUCUUAGCAUACUUCUUGUAUUUUGUUUAAUUCUUUUGUUUGGUGUUGCAAGGCAUUUACGUUGUGCCCUAAUAACGUUUUCAGUUUUUGGAUUGUUUGCUGUAAUAUUCUCUUGGUUAAUGGCAUCUAUUUAUUUAACUGCAUCAGUGGCUCUCGGAGACCUUUGUAUGAGCCCUCAGGCUGUGAUGGAGCGUGAAGCUCCAGCUCUGUUACAUCCGUCGAUAGUGAGGUAUUAUACCUCUUGUGAGACUGAUCGUAACACUCCUUUUAUACCGUCUGUUAGGAAGGCAACUAAAGCAGUAGAAAUUGUAUCAUCUUCGAUGGGGCUCAUGACUCGGAUAGCUAGACAACUAUACAAACCUGGUCAAUUACAUCCUAAAUUGGAUAUGCUAUCGAAAGAAGUGAAACUUGCUUCUAGUAUGAUUUCAAGUCUAGUGGCAAUGCUCGACUGUGGACCUAUACAUAGAGAAUACAUGGGAGCACUUCAUGCUGUCUGUGAAAUGGCAUUGUUUGGACUGACAUUUAUGCUGGCUGCAAGCAUAGGGGCUGGAUUCUUUUUUGCCGUCCUCGUUUGGCUCGACUCUCAUACAUGGAUCUAUAUUAGAAAAAAACGGGACUACUCCCAAGUGGAUGAGCAAGAUCCUUUCCUACCUCCAACUGCUGCAUCCCAGGCAAUUGCUGCAAGGGCGCUACACAGCCAAGGGUCGUAUGGCAGAUCAAUACAACACUACCCUAUGCAUGUUUAUGCACCUCGCUAAAUUUUUUGAUUGAUUUUAUCAUUUUAGUUCCUAAUUGGUAGCAUUUCUUUUUUUUUUUUUAUAUAUAUAUAUAUAAUUACUUUUUAUUUUUAUCUAUUUAUAUGUUUUUCCAUUUCUGUGGAAAGGGCACUGCCUGUUGAUAUUAGUUUUUAAAUGGUAGUUGCAUUUUCAUUAGUUGGCCAUUUUAUUCUUAUGGAUAAAUCUAACCACUAACCUCAUGAAUAAUUAUUGUGGUUUUUAGACUGGUGUUCAUUUUAAUAAUACCAAAGGUAAAGUUUCAUUAAAAGAGUUGAUUGGAAAUGCUGCCAACAAUUUUUAUUUUUCAAAUUAUUGUCAUGGAGAGCUUAUUACCUUAAGUUAUUUUUUUAAAUUAAAAAUAUUUUUCUGAUCCUUUGACAGCUGUUAAUAUUUAAUAUUUCUGCAUAGUAUGAACUUAUUUAAUCAAAUCAGUGCUUGGGGCAUAUUAGAUAUGCACUUAGCUUUAUAGGAAUUGCAAUUAUUAACUUAUAUUAAUAAUCUUCAUCAAAGUGAAUUUCGUUGCCAAAUUCAUAAUUUCGCUUGGAUGAUUUGGAAAUGCAUUGUGUAUUAUAUUUUAAAUCAUUGUUUUUAAAUUGCUUUAUUUAUUUAUUUUUCUGAAAUAUUGUGACCAUAAGAAAUGUAAUUUAUUUUAAGUCUGAUUUAUUUUUGUUUUAUUUUAGUUGUAGUUGAUUUUUAAAAGUUAAAUUAAAUUGCAUGCACUAAUUUAUAUUCUCAAAUUUUUGUAGAUUUAAUUGUAUUAUUUGUUAAAUUUAGAAUUUUGGUUAUCAAUAACUGUAUGAUUUGUUCUAAAACAAAUUGUAAUAUAGGUGUAAUUUUGCAUGGUAGACAAAACUUUCCCCGUCACCAAAGUUAGUUAAGUAAAGAAAUUUGUUUUAGAAAACUAUAUGCUUUUUUUUUUUUCCAUUUAUAAAAUGUUAAAAGAGAUAUAAAUAUUUUAGUU
Molecule: messenger RNA, 2749 nt
Organism: Nezara viridula (southern green stink bug)
Lineage: Eukaryota; Metazoa; Arthropoda; Insecta; Hemiptera; Pentatomidae
Source: the annotation of a GenBank genome assembly